Ilex paraguariensis (yerba mate) is the source of this 507-nucleotide messenger RNA. Lineage: Eukaryota; Viridiplantae; Streptophyta; Magnoliopsida; Aquifoliales; Aquifoliaceae. The record is from the annotation of a GenBank genome assembly.
AUGUUUGAGAGCAAAGAGUAUUGGGUAGCAUUGUGUAUUGGUGAUUAUAUGUCUGUCUCCAAGUUCCUGAAUUACUUGCUUAUAUUCUUUGAUAUGCAGGCCUUUAAAGCACUAUUAACGUCUGCAACUUCGGAUGAGCAACUCACUUCUCUUGGAGAACUGAUGUAUCAGUGCCACUACAGUUACAGUGCUUGUGGACUUGGCUCAGAUGGGACAAAUAGGCUUGUCCAAUUAGUUCAAGAAAUGCAACAUGGUAAACUGGCAAAAUCUGGAGAAGGAACUUUAUACGGAGCGAAGAUUACUGGUGGUGGAUCGGGUGGAACAGUUUGCGUCAUUGGCCGAAAUUGCCUCCGGAGCAGCCAACAAAUUCUUGAGAUUCAGCAGAGAUACAAAGGUGCCACGGGCUAUCUGCCAGUUAUUUUUGAGGGUUCAUCACCCGGUGCGGGGAAGUUCGGGUAUUUGAGAAUUCGCCGUCGCAUCCCUCCAACAAAGUUGGUGUCAAAUUAG